Mucor mucedo is the source of this 2382-nucleotide messenger RNA. Its product is annotated as fungal-specific transcription factor domain-containing protein. Bases 1 to 2382 code for a protein of 793 amino acids. The record is from RefSeq and is a predicted model, not a curated record. Lineage: Eukaryota; Fungi; Mucoromycota; Mucoromycetes; Mucorales; Mucoraceae. Gene Ontology annotation, biological process: DNA-templated transcription. The transcript is spliced from 8 exons. Gene Ontology annotation, molecular function: DNA binding; zinc ion binding.
AUGGAACGUAUAUUGGGUGAUUUGGCAGACACAGACGAGACAAUAGCAGAAACUAUCAAAAGCCCUAAAAAGGUAUCGAGUUCAACAGGAAAAGCAAAAGAGAAAGAAAAAAAAGUAUCUGUUACACCAACUGCCACAACCACUUCCGCUGAAUCUGCCGGCACCACGACCGAAAGUUCAAGCGCUGAUGCGCCUGUGAUACCGUUUUCGCUCGCCACAGGUGUGCGAACACGAUACAUUGGGGAUAUGAGUCCUUUGCCUUUUUUGGCUCAAAAAAUCAAUUUUGAGGAUGCUCGCAUUGCAUCGAGAAUAGGUAUUAAAAUCAGAAGAUUCGGUCAGAGUUUAGUCUUGUACGAAAAGGAUGAAUCAUUGAAUGGCAAAACAUUGGAACAAAGUAUGUUGGAAGAUUUGAAUCUGAUAAAACCAGGUGAGACAAUCAAGGGCUUAAAUGAUUGGAUCUAUAAAGUCGCUGGUGUGGAUAAAGCUACAAGCGAUAGUCUUAUGAAAAUCUAUUUCGCAUAUAUUCAUCCUGGUUUACCGGUUGUAAACAAGGUACUUUUCCUAAAGCAGUAUCGUGGAGAAAUUGGUGAAUAUCCUUCCGCGCCACUUUUAAAUGCUAUUUAUGGUGCAGCAGUGCGUUACAUUGAAACGUGCGAAUUGAACGGCGAUAAAAUUAUGCAACACCAUCAUAUUAAAAUGAAAGAAGGUUGGUCUGAGGGAUUCUUUGAAAACUUGCUUACUUUUAUCAGAGGACGUUAUACACCCUGUAUUGCAACCGUUCAAGCCUUGGUAAUCGGACAAAAUCAUCGUGCCAGUUUAGAUGAAAAAUUGGCAAGCGCUUGGUUAUUAAAUUCCGCAGCGCAAGAUCUUGGACUUCAUAGAUCAAGCGACUGUUGGGAUAUACCGGCGUCCGAAAAGGAAACACGUAAAAGAGUCUGGUGGUCUGUUUAUAUUAUGGAUAAAUGGUCUUCAGCUUCAACAGGUCGACCUCAGACGAUUUUUGAUGAGGAUUGUGACGAAGGAUAUCCAAGUGAAAUUGCUGACUGGGAAGAAGUGAUGGACGUAAAAACAGGCGAGUCUCAGGAUAAUGGCCCUAGAUACCCUUCUUUGGAUAAAAGUGUUGCACAGAAAGCUAAAAACGAAAAAAUCCCGAUAUAUCAACCCUUUGUACAACUUGUGAAACUUUCUGAAAUUCUUGGCAGAAUUUUACAAGGUUUAUAUACACCUUUAGCUAAAAAACAUAGUGAAAAACAUGGUAGUGAUGCUGUCGUUACCUAUCUCGAUAACGCCUUGUCUGAAUGGAGAUCAGCCUUACCACCAGCUUUACAAAUCUCCACUAUCAACGUGAGGCGCUUAGAUAGUCAUGGCCGAACUCCGUUACUCUCCAUGUCAGGUCUCAUGUAUUUAUCUUAUUGUACAUUGUUAAUAUUAUUACAUAGACCGUUCAUUGAAAAAGAAGGACAAAAUACCCGUUCAUCAAAAUCUUCACUCAGCAUAUGUACCAGUGCUGCUACACGGUGUGUCGAUAUUGCCGAGAAAAUGCAUUAUCGAGAUUUUUUGCUUGUAUCCUGGAAUUUUGCUAUAUAUCCAGUUUUUACGGCUGCCUUAAUUCAUAUAUAUAAUGCCUCUAACCCCGAUAGCAUUGUAUCUGAUGAGGCCAAAUCAAAUUUAAUUAAAGCUACCGGCGUGAUUAAACGACUUUCGAAAUUAUCAUCUGGUGCACGACGCUUAUAUGACGUACUUCGACAAUUGAUGAGACUCCGAGAGAUCACGGUGGAUAAUAGCGAGCUAUCCGACGACACUACCGUAAAAGAAAAUAAGCGAAAAACUUGUCAUGUUCGUAAGAAUACGGCAAGUGGUAGUAGAUUGUACCUUAACAGGGCUUCUUCAACAGAAAUGAAUUCUCCUAUGCUAUCUGAUUCUGAAGUAGCAAGUACGCAUUCUACGCCUUCUUCCAUCGGGAACGGCGAAUGGAUCAAUGGGCUAUAUUCCCAAUUGCAGACCGACACUCCAUUUGAUGCCGAGCCUUACUCCUUAAGACAAUUUGGUAUUAAUAUGAAUCAAAUGUACACGCCUAUGCAAACACCAGCUAUGCCACAGCAAUACCAACCCAAUAUGCAACCCCAACCCAAUAUGACAAAUAUGAUGCUCCCCACAAACCCUGCUGAUAGCUUCUUAUUUGGAUUAACUGACCUGUCAUUCUCCACCCCAUAUCAGCCUGGCAUGAUAGAUCAUACCCUUUUCAGAAAUCGUCCUGAUAAUCCGUUUUGGUCUGUGCCUAGCAGUAUUGAAUUGGAUGACUGGACAGCAUAUUUGCUACCUCAACAACCUACCUCUACGUCAAAUACACAUCCAAGAGACUGGAAUCCAGGUUGGGCGUGA